GACACAAAGUAGCGAGAGGGGCGGGGCCGCCUGCGCUGCCGCCUGCACCGGCCGGAGGUACCGGUUGUAGCGGCUCCGCGGUACCGGUCCCCGUCCCCGCUCGCUCCCGGCCCGCUGGGACCCCGGCCCGGCCAUGCUGGCCGCAGCAUGGCCCCCGCGGAGCAGGACGCGCUGGCCCUGCGGGAGCAGCUCUUCCACGAGCGGGUCCGCGAGUGCAUCAUUUGUGCCCUGCUCUUCGCCAGCCUCUACAUCCUCUGCCACUUCGUCAUAACCCACUUCAAGAAGCACACAGACUUCGCAGCAGUUCACGAUGAUGAGGAUGCUGCUGUCAACAGGAUUGCGCUGGGGCUGUGCACCUUCACCCUGGCCGUGGCGCUGGGCGCCGUGCUCCUGCUGCCCUUCUCCAUCAUCAGCAACGAAGUGCUGCUCUCCUUCCCCCAGAAUUACUACAUCCAGUGGCUGAAUGGCUCCCUCGUGCACGGCCUCUGGAACUUGGUUUUCCUCUUCUCCAAUCUCUCCCUCGUCUUCCUCAUGCCUUUCGCCUACUUCUUCACCGAGUCAGAGGGCUUUGCGGGGUCCAAGAAGGGCAUCAUGGCCCGGGUGUACGAGACGUCGGUGGUGCUGUUGCUGCUGACGCUGCUGGUGCUGGGCAUGGUCUGGGUGGCCUCCGCCAUGGUCGGCAACGACGCCGCCAGCCGCCAGUCGCUCUACGACCUCUGGGAGUACUACCUGCCCUACCUCUACUCUUGCAUCUCGCUCUUUGGCGUCCUGCUUCUGCUCUUGUGCACGCCCUUCGGCCUCUCCACCAUGUUCACCGUCACCGGGAAGCUGCUGGUGAAGCCCCGGCUCCUGGAAGACCUGGAUGAGCAGUUGAGCUGCACGAGGCUGGAGGAAGCCGCUGUGUUCCGCAGGAUCUCCUCAGGCAAAGCUUCCUGCUGGCUGAACGUGAACGUAGAGCUGCUGCGGGAGCAGUUCUUCAGCAUCCAGAGCGAGAGGCGGAAGCUGGAGCUGCGGCACCGAGCGUCGCCAUGGCAGAGGAACCUGGGCUACCCGCUGGCCAUGCUGGGCCUCCUGGCGCUGACGGGCAUCUCUGUGCUCAUCGUCUGCUUCCAUGUCUUGGAGCUGCUGUUGGAUGACGCUGCGAUGCCGCGGGGCAUCCAGGAUGCAUCCCUAGGCCAGGUCUCUUUCUCCAUCUUCGGUUCCUUUGGAGCUGCCCUGCAGGUCGUCCUCAUCUUCUACCUGAUGCUUUCCUCCGUCGUGGGCUUCUACAGCUCCCCCCUUUUCACCCGCCUGCUCCCCGAGCGGCGCGACACCCCCCUCACCAAGAUCAUCGGGAACUGCGUCUCCUUGCUGGUGCUCAGCUCAGCGCUCCCCGUCUUCUCCAGGACGCUCGGGAUCACCCGUUUCGACCUCCUGGGGGAUUUUGGCCGCUUCAACUGGCUGGGGAACUUCUACAUCGUCUUCCUCUACAACAUGGGCUUCGCGGGGCUCACCACGCUCUGCCUGGUGAAACGCUUCUCCUGGGCUGUCCAGGCUGAGCUCAUCCGCGCCUUGGGUCUGCACAAGCUGCCGCUGCCCGUGACGCGCUGCCAGCCCUGCUAGGGCUUGGGGACAGAGAGGGGGGGACACAUCCCUCCCCAUCCAUGGUGCCCCCAGGAUGGGGCUACCAGCCACAGAGCCACCUUUGGGGGGGCUUCAGGGACAUUGGAGCCCCCCCAAAAACCCCGCGGUGGGGUGCGAGUUCUUUGCCCCUCUGCCGUGGGUCCAUCUCAAGCUGUUGCGCUACUGAGCCUUGGCCUCGAGCCGUGCCCCUGUUGUGCCCCCCCCGGGUCCCCUGGGGGCUGCGCUGGCUGCAACCCCCCCCUCCCCAUUGAAAUACCUCAUGCAAGAGCAGCAGGGACCCCCCCCCUACCUCCAAGCCCUGCAGAUAUUCCCUGGGGUGCGGAUGGAUUGUAGACAUCCACCCCCAAGG
This is a messenger RNA of Cuculus canorus (common cuckoo), 1972 nucleotides long. RefSeq names its product limb development membrane protein 1 like (gene LMBR1L). The record is from RefSeq and is a predicted model, not a curated record. Lineage: Eukaryota; Metazoa; Chordata; Aves; Cuculiformes; Cuculidae. Gene Ontology annotation, biological process: signal transduction; receptor-mediated endocytosis. The coding region runs from base 148 to 1602 and encodes 484 amino acids. Gene Ontology annotation, molecular function: transmembrane signaling receptor activity. The transcript is spliced from 17 exons.